GACGGCGACGAUAAAGUUAUUAAAAGUAAAUUUUUUUCUAUUUUUCCGGAAAUUCGUACAUUAAAAUGUUAUUGUGAAUUCUACAGUUUUCUUAAUUAACAUUAGAGUGUCUUUCCAUGGCUGUUUUACAGAGUCGUGUCGAGGUUUUACCAAGUGAUGCUAAUUCUUAUGAAUUAUCGCUGAAUAUUCUCCAAAAACAUUCUAUCAACUCUCUUUUGAAUUUCGACAAUAACUCCACCAUGCCCCCCAAUAAAAGUGAGACAAUGAAUGACAUAUCGGAUUUGCUUGGAUUGAAUUCGCCCAGAGGACUUCUCAAUUUGAACCCCUCAGAAGGAUUGUGUACCCCACCAGCUAGUCCCCACAAUAUGCAGAUCAACUUCGACGAUUCGAAAUCCCAAGGCGGUUACUACGCUCCUAGCUGCGUCAAAAGUUUGCAGCGAAACUUGUCAUUGGGAAGCGCGGGUUCCAGUCCUGCCACCCCGACUUACUUGUCCAGAACAUUUAGAAGCACAUCCCUAAGCGACUCCUGUGGCAGUAACAGCCCAGCCAUUAUUGAUCAGCACUUCUUGAACAGAAGCAAUUCAAAUUCGCCAGAAUCGGACUACCCAGCCAGUAUUAACAGUCCAGAAUUAGCAGAACUACUGGGUUCGUUGAAUAUAAACGACACCGCAUCCAGGAACCCGCUAAACGGAGCCGCUAACAAUUCCCUUGACUGGGACCUCUCUAACAUUCAGAAUUUGCAAGCUCUCAGAUACCUGCAGCAAACCUCUCCCGCCGUUUACAAUUCUUUAUUUCCAUACGGAAAUCCUUUCGCGCCCCAGAUAGUAAAUAAGUGGUCUAAUAAUACUUCAGUUCUCAACUCAGUACCAGAAGCCUUCUACUUAGACAGAGCUGUUCGCUUUCAUCGUUUCGCCGCAUCUGUUUACGAUGCAGUGUGCACCUGGAGUGGCGUACUGCCUCUGCGAAACGAAAAACCAACUGGGUACUCCAGCAAGGUGUUCUUGGGUGGUGUACCUUGGGACAUAUCAGAGCAGUGUUUGAUUCAGGCAUUUAGACAAUUCGGACCUAUUAAAGUGGAGUGGCCAAGAAAGGGACGACUUUCAUCACAACCCAAAGGGUAUGUUUACAUAAUAUUCGAAUCAGACAAAUGUGUUAAAGCUUUAUUGCAAGCUUGUACCAACCAUUAUGGAAAUAAUGGUAAUCUGUAUUACAAGAUUGGUUCCAAAAGGAUGAAAUCCAAAGAUGUACAAGUUAUACCGUGGUAUUUGAGCGAUUCCAAUUACACCAAAUCCACCUCUCAAAAGCUGGAUCCAAGCAAAACCGUUUUUGUGGGCGCCCUACACGGUAUGCUAAACGCCCAAGGCCUUGCCAACAUAAUGAAUGACUUAUUUGAAGGUGUUGUUUAUGCAGGCAUCGACACUGACAAAUACAAAUACCCUAUCGGUUCAGGAAGGGUGACUUUUAACAAUCCUAGAUCUUAUUUGAGGGCGGUAUCAGCGGCAUUUAUUGAAAUUAAGACGGCCAAAUUUACUAAAAAGGUGCAAGUAGACCCAUACUUGGAAGAUUCCCUUUGCACGUUCUGCGGCGUUCAGCAGGGUCCCUACUUUUGCCGCGAAUUUACCUGUUUCCGGUACUUCUGUCACUCUUGCUGGUCGUUCCAGCACGGCUCGGAACUACGUCAUCACAACCCGAUGAGCCGCAAUUCCAAGAAUAAUCAGGUUAUGGGUCUGGGAUCCACCACGCCUAACGUAAGUUUUUAACUCCUUUUUGAAUCGCAAGAUAUUCACAAGUGCAAUUUUCCAAUGCCAUUGUUAUUCGUUCUUUUCUUAAGUAAUAAGGGUAUAGAACUUUCGUUGUUAACAAAAAAUUAUUACACAAAAAUGUUUUCAAAUAAAAUAUAAAUAUCCUAAAUACAAAGUUUCAAAAAACGAGUACAUUUUAAAAUACUAUAAAAUGGUUCUUAUAUGUUGUUAUUAUAUUAUGAUUUGUUGGGCAUUAUCAGCGUUUAUUCUUGAUAAAUGAUGUCUAUUUUUGGCAAAAGGUACUUAAAAUCUCAAAGUACUGUAACCAUAAUAGAUAUAACACUCUAACGUCUGAAAAUUUCUAAAAUUCUUCAUAUUUUCUUUUUUGUUAUUUGAUAUAAAUAAAUAUUAGACCAUUUUAUAAAUAUCGUGUUGUGUUCCCGCGAUAUUUUUAUUUUUGAAAUUAAAUAUACUUUUUAUUGUUAAUUCAUAAAAAUCCCUUACGUCAUUUUCAUCAGAAGAUUUUCAGUUCUUCAGUUUUUCAUCAGAAGAAGUUCUUAAAAAAAGUAUUCACAGCUUUUGUGUAAUAAUUUUUGUACUCUGUAGAGAGACAACGAAUGUUCUUAAUUCCUUUUUAAAUAAGAAAUAAUAAUUAGUAUAAUGUUUAAUCGGCUGUAAGCAGAGGGAUUGUUAAAGUUAUUUGGCUUUGUUGUUCCCUUUAGGGGUAUUAGUAUUUUUCCAUUUUUCUUGUAUUAAGUAGUACAAAAGUUGGCCAAAGAUUUAUAUAAAUAAAUCUUGUUAGUCUUAACUUUCUUCCUCGUUACAAUAGAAAAUUUUGUUUUGCUGUAGCGGACUUAAAUUCCUUGAUGUUUGAACGAAAUAAUUUGAUGGUAUUAUAGUUUUUUUCAAGUUGGUAAUAUUCGGGAAUUUUUAAUAAGCUACGCGCGUAGUUUUAAGUCGAUCUCCAACUUCGGAUUUUUUGUGGAGUGUAAAUAAUUCAUUGACGAAUAGUACUUUUAACCACGCCAUUCCUGCUGCCGCUCUAACAUGAAGUCGACAACACAAAAUUGUUAGAAGUAACAGUUCGAAACUUCCUCUAUCUCAGAAAUUCUUGACAGUAACCCCUGUUUAUAAGUUAAUUAACAUCGUCAAAUAUUAAAAGAAAUAUUUUCUUAAAUACUCGUUUUUUGUUUGGAAGCUGUUUAUAUUAUGGUUUUAACGAAUUUCAAAUAAUUUUCUCCAUUAUUAUGCUAGAUAUAAACAUAGUAAGGUUCGAACGAAAAUGUUGUGUGUAUUUGGUUGUGAGACAACCAAAUACACAACCAUACUGUAGGGUUUUUGUUUUCCUGACUUUGUCGACUACUAGCAGUGAGACUCAGGCUUCGUCAAGACAGAGCUGUAUUUCAUCAAAGUGCUUAGUAAAUUUCAUCAAAGUAGCAAUAUUAGAGCUAUAACAUGGAAUAUCAUAUUGUAAAACAUUUCUAUAUUCAUUAACUUCAUGUUACAGCGGAAUCAGGCGUGGUCUUUUAUUUUUACCAUUCAAUAUUUUGUAAUUGAUGUUGAUAAAAUGAUCAAAAUAAAGUACCUAAAAGAACCAAAUUAUACUAAAGUGUCUUGUUUGAAAAGCUCACUGAUCAAAAAUAUGUUUUUUCACUGAUUUUUUAUAGGAAUAUAUUUUUAGGGAGAAUUUAUUUUACACAUUUAUUUUUUUCCCUUGUUCAU
Molecule: messenger RNA, 3464 nt
Organism: Sitophilus oryzae (rice weevil)
Lineage: Eukaryota; Metazoa; Arthropoda; Insecta; Coleoptera; Curculionidae
Gene: orb
Product: cytoplasmic polyadenylation element-binding protein 1
Exons: 12
Coding region: 117-1760 (547 amino acids)
Biological process (GO): negative regulation of cytoplasmic translation
Cellular component (GO): nucleus; synapse; neuron projection
Molecular function (GO): mRNA 3'-UTR binding; ribosome binding; mRNA regulatory element binding translation repressor activity
Source: RefSeq, a predicted model, not a curated record